This is a messenger RNA of Siniperca chuatsi (mandarin fish), 918 nucleotides long. It is a transcript of the gene mettl5, whose product is annotated as methyltransferase 5, N6-adenosine. The transcript is spliced from 6 exons. Gene Ontology annotation, biological process: rRNA methylation. NCBI's taxonomy places the organism in Eukaryota, Metazoa, Chordata, Actinopteri, Centrarchiformes, Sinipercidae. The record is from RefSeq and is a predicted model, not a curated record. Gene Ontology annotation, molecular function: nucleic acid binding; rRNA (adenine-N6-)-methyltransferase activity. The coding region runs from base 150 to 794 and encodes 214 amino acids.
GAAUGAUGCGCACCCUCUUGCGGAAGUCGUCUACAGCCAUGCUCAAAAAUGUACGCUCCCAACGACUUUAGCUAAAGAAUAUAUUUAAAUAACAAAUCAGAGUUGUAGCACAGGGGACACACAGGUUUGGGACAUCACAGUCGCUAGUAAUGAAACUAAAAGAGCUAGAGAGUUGCCUACAGCGAGUGGACACAUUUGAAGAGCCAAAAAUCCUAUUUGAGCAAUAUCCAACCAGUCCUCAUAUUGCUGCAUGCAUGCUUUAUACAAUCCAAAGUACGUUUGAUGACAUUGAGGGUAAACUAGUGGCUGAUCUGGGAUGUGGCUGUGGAGUCCUCAGCAUCGGGGCUGCGGUGCUUGAUGCAGGUUUGUGCGUCGGCUUCGACAUUGACGAUGACGCUCUGGGCAUAUUCAGAAGAAAUGCAGAGGAAUUUGAGAUUUCAAACGUGGAUCUGGUCCAGUGUGACUUGUGCUCUCUGGAGGCAGAGGCUUAUGCCGACAAGUUUGACACUGUAAUAAUGAAUCCACCAUUUGGGACAAAACACAACCAAGGCAUGGACAUGAAGUUCCUACAGGCCGCUUUAACAAUGGCAAAGACAACAGUGUAUUCACUUCAUAAAACAUCAACACGAGCGCACAUACAAAAGAAGGCUAAUGACUGGGGAGUGAAGAUGGAAGUAAUAGCAGAAUUAAGGUACGACUUGCCAGCAUCUUACAGGUUCCACAAAAAGAAAUCGGUAAGCCAAUAUACUGUCACACUACAGUCUCAGGGAAUACGUUUUCCAGCAGAUGUCUGAAGCUGUAAUUGACAUAACACAUUCAAACAGAUCUUAAUUCAUUUAUGUGAAUGUUUUAUUUGCUAUUAACAUAUGCAAACUUAAAAAAAUAGCAAAGCAGAUGUUCUUAUCACUCAAUGUAGGA